Fraxinus pennsylvanica is the source of this 1413-nucleotide messenger RNA. NCBI's taxonomy places the organism in Eukaryota, Viridiplantae, Streptophyta, Magnoliopsida, Lamiales, Oleaceae. The record is from the annotation of a GenBank genome assembly.
AUGGGAAUGCCCACUAAAUCAACUGAAACAGCAACGGUCAAAUCAAACCUCCUUCGCCGGCGAUCCACCGAGGAAACCUCUCAUAGUAGAAACCCCAACUCCGACAACAUCCUUUUGGACCCUGAAGACUUUAACGACAUUUUUGGUGGUCCUCCUCGUACUAUUCUCUCUCGCCAGUUCUCCAGUGGCACUGGAUUUUCAAGAUCAUUUUCAUCGACGGGUUUCUUCUACGAGGAGAUUUUCAGACAGCCGGAGAGAGUCGGUUCGGUGUCGGGGAGGAGUGGACGAAACUUGCCGGAGUUUAGGAUUCCGUCGAAUAGGGGAGGGCGGCAGAGGAGGGGUGAGUUUUAUAAUGAUAUUUUUGGUUGGAAAGAUGAAAAGGUGGUGAGGUCAAGGACAAGAUCAAAGACAAGCUCUUCCUCGGUGUUGAGUUCCGAGGAUCUCAGCCCUCUCCGGCCGACGGUCUGCGUCAACAGUGACAACGAUGUCUCUUUCUUUGCUUCCAAGCUCAGGCCAAUAAAUGUCGGAUCGAGAUGGACUUCAACAAGAAAGGUGCCUGAACAUUACCAAAGACAAAAGAGCGUGCCAAUAUUUGCAGGCAAUCAGUCAAUGUACAGUACUGAAGAUGACUACAAUGAGAACCUUAGAAGUUCCCCUAUUGGAUUUUGUAAAAAAAAUCCUUCCCCCGAGACAUUUAAUUUUGAACCAAUAUGGAACACAAGCAUUAGAUUGUCUACUGAGAAUACAGAACUCAAUUCACCAUCAUCCACGGUCUCUUCAGUUUGUGAAGAGCCACAGGAUAAAUUGAACAAGAUGUUCCAGAAACACGGGACAGAACAAGAGGGGGAUGAAGAUACGAGGUCUUAUGUUAUCGAGAUCAACUCUGAUCAUUGGGAAGGAACGAGUGAAGCAAUUGGCGUAGACGAAGCAAUUGCAUGGGCAAAGGAGAGUUUUCAGACACAAUGUUUGGAGAAUAAUUCGAGCACACAAGAACAAGUGAAAGAGCCCCUUGCAGAAGAAAUUCUAGAGGAGCCUCGACUAGAAGAGGAGCAAAUGGAUGGUCAUGGAUCAACACAAGGGCUGCCGGUAGAGAUGGAAGCGCAACUAGUGGAUGAAAACAUUAGGCUGUGGUCGACUGGCAAGGAAGCUGAAAUCCGGUUGCUGCUUUCUACGCUGCAUCAUAUUCUAUGGCCUGAAAGUGGUUGGCUCGCUAUUCCUCUAUCGAAUCUAAUCAAAAGUUCUCAAGUGAAGAAGGCAUAUCAGAGAGCACAGUUAUGUCUACACCCGGACAAGCUGCAACAAAGGGGAGCCACAGUCCCACAAAAAUACAUAGCAGAGAAGGCCUUUUCAGUUCUUCAGGAUGCUUGGGCAGUAUUUAUAUCCCAAGAUUUGCCAUCGUUGAAGAAUUACUAA